Molecule: messenger RNA, 5580 nt
Organism: Leguminivora glycinivorella
Lineage: Eukaryota; Metazoa; Arthropoda; Insecta; Lepidoptera; Tortricidae
Gene: Top2
Product: DNA topoisomerase 2
Exons: 20
Coding region: 161-4858 (1565 amino acids)
Biological process (GO): sister chromatid segregation; DNA topological change; resolution of meiotic recombination intermediates
Cellular component (GO): nucleus
Molecular function (GO): ATP binding; DNA topoisomerase type II (double strand cut, ATP-hydrolyzing) activity; DNA binding
Source: RefSeq, a predicted model, not a curated record
AGCGCGUCGUCAUUUUGUGGUUGUCGUGCAAUUGCAAAUUAUUAGAAUUAAAAAUGUUAACUUUCAAAAGUAAUUACUAGUUACUCACGUUUUGUCUUAAUUUUAAGACAAUCAACAUAUCGCGUUGAUCGCACACGCUUUUAAAAGCACCACGCACAAAAUGGCUGAUAUAAAGUCUAUGUUCAACAAGAUGUCGGCAGCCACAAACGGCACCGGGGAUGCCCAGGCGGCGCCCGCAGCCAAGAACCAGAAGGGUUCUAUCGAGAAGAUUUACCAGAAGAAAUCUCAACUGGAGCACAUCCUCCUCCGUCCGGACACAUACAUCGGGUCCGUUGAGCGGGCCCAUGAGACCAUGUGGGUCUUUGACAAGGAGAAGGAGUGCAUGGUUCAGAAGGAGCUCAAUUUCGUGCCGGGUUUAUACAAGAUAUAUGAUGAAAUCCUCGUGAACGCGGCUGACAACAAGCAAAGAGAUCCCAAAAUGGACGUAAUUAGAAUUGACAUCAACCAAGAAACAAACACUAUCUCCGUGUACAACAACGGCUGCGGCAUCCCAGUCGUCAUGCACAAGGAAGAGAAGAUGUACGUGCCCACCAUGAUCUUCGGCCACCUCCUCACCUCAUCCAACUACAACGACGAAGAGGAGAAAGUUACCGGAGGCAGAAACGGCUACGGUGCCAAACUCUGCAACAUCUUCUCCACAAAAUUCACAGUUGAAACCGCUUCCAAACAGUACAAAAAACAUUUCAAGCAAACCUGGGGAUCCAACAUGACGAAGGCUUCCGAGCCUAAAAUUAAAGAGGCGGGACGAGAUGACGAUUUUACUAAAGUGACGUUUAGCCCCGAUUUGGCUAAGUUUAAAAUGGAGAAGCUGGAAGAUGACAUCAUUGCACUCAUGUCGCGCCGAGCUUACGACGUCGCCGCCUCAACCGCAGGAGUUAAAGUCUACCUUAAUGGUGAAAGAUUGAAAAUCAAUAAGUUUAAGGAUUAUAUAGACUUAUAUAUCAAGGGUAAAGAAGAUGAGAACGGACAGCCGUUGAAGGUUGUCUACGAGAAAGUCAAUGACCGCUGGGAGGUCGCUUUGACUCUCUCUGACAGAGGAUUCCAACAGGUCUCCUUCGUAAACUCUAUCGCCACCACUAAAGGUGGAAAACACGUUGACUCAGUAUCUGAUAAUAUUGUUAAGCACGUAAUUGAAGUAUUAAAGAAGAAAAACAAAGGUGGCGUUAAUAUUAAGCCUUUCCAAGUUAAGAAUCACAUGUGGCUGUUCAUUAAUUGUUUAAUUGUGAACCCAACCUUUGACUCGCAGACAAAAGAAAACAUGACUCUUCAAGCGAAGAGCUUUGGUUCAAAAUGCACAUUUACGGAGAAGUUUAUAACAGCGGUGAGCAAGAGUGGGCUGGUUGAGUCUGUCCUCACUUGGGCCAAGUUUAAGGCCCAAGCCGAACUUGUAAAGACUUCUGGUAAAAAACAGAGUAAACUCAAAGGUAUACCGAAGUUAGAAGACGCGAACGACGCCGGUACGAAAAAUGCACAUCUCUGCACUUUGAUUCUCACUGAGGGAGACUCAGCCAAGACUUUAGCCGUGUCUGGGCUCAGUGUAGUCGGCCGGGACCACUACGGAGUCUUCCCACUGAAGGGUAAACCUUUGAACGUGAGAGACGCGUCGCACAAGCAGGUUCUUGAGAAUGUCGAGAUCAAUAACCUGAUUAAGAUCCUUGGUCUUCAAUAUAAGAAGAAGUAUAACACUAUGGAUGACUUAAAAUCCUUGCGUUACGGUAAAUGCAUGAUUAUGGCCGAUCAGGAUCAGGACGGUUCUCAUAUUAAAGGUCUAAUUAUCAACUUCAUACAUCACAACUGGCCCGAACUGCUCAAACUCCCAUUUUUAGAAGAAUUCAUCACGCCUAUCGUGAAAGCGACAAAGAAAGACAAAGAGAUAUCUUUCUACUCUCUCCCGGAGUUCGAGGAGUGGAAGAGAGACACAGAUAACCAUCACACAUACAAUAUAAAGUACUACAAAGGUUUGGGUACCUCCACAUCCAAGGAGGCUAAAGAAUAUUUCCAGAACAUGGAAAGGCAUAGGAUUAAGUUCAAGUACGGUGGACCUACGGACGACCACCAUAUUGAAUUGGCCUUUUCGAAGAAAGGCGCUGAUCAGAGGAAGGAGUGGUUGACGAACCACAUGGAUGAAGUGAAGCGUAGAAAGGAGAUUGGGCUGCCGGAGAGAUAUUUGUACACUAAGGAGACUAAGGCUGUCUCGUAUUCGGAUUUCGUUAAUUUGGAGCUGGUUCUCUUCUCUAAUGGUGACAAUGUUAGGUCUAUCCCGUCAAUGGUGGACGGUCUAAAGCCGGGCCAGCGCAAAGUGAUCUUCACGUGCAUCAAGCGCAACGACAAGCGAGAAGUCAAGGUGGCGCAAUUGGCUGGUUCAGUUGCUGAACACUCUGCCUACCAUCACGGUGAGCAGUCCCUCUCAAUGACCAUCGUCAACUUGGCCCAGAACUACGUGGGCUCCAACAACAUCAACCUCCUGGAGCCCCGAGGCCAGUUCGGUACCAGACUCAGCGGAGGCAAGGACUCGGCCAGUCCCAGAUACAUCUUCACGCUCAUGUCACCGCUGGCGAGGCUGAUAUUCCACCCUCAUGAUGACCCGCUGCUAGUGCACGAGUUUGAAGACAACCAGAAGAUCGAGCCGAUGUACUACAUCCCCAUCCUGCCGAUGUUACUGGUCAACGGCGCUGAGGGCAUCGGCACUGGCUGGUCCACCAAGAUCCCGCAGUACAACCCGAGAGAUAUCGUCGAGAACAUACGCCUAAUGCUCGACGGCGACGAGCCGCGUCCCAUGCACCCCUGGUACAAGAACUUCAAAGGCCACGUCGAAGGUUUCGGCGACAAAUACGUCAUCUCCGGUGAAGCCGCCAUCUUGCCCGGCGACAAGAUCGAGAUCACCGAGCUGCCGGUCGGCGUGUGGACGCAGAACUACAAGGAGAACGUUCUGGAGCCCAUGCUGGGGACUGAUAAAGUGAAGCCGAUCAUUUCUGAGUACAGGGAAUACAACACCGACACAACAGUUCGCUUCGUGGUGUCCCUGCUGCCGGGCAAGCUGCCCGAGGUGGAGGCGGAGGGCAUCCACAAAGUGUUCAAGCUGCAGACCACCAUCUCCAUGACCUGCAUGAACGCCUUCGACCACAACAACUGUCUCAAGAAGUACGACAAAGUGGAAGAGGUUCUUCGCGAGUUCUAUUCCCUUCGCAUGAAGUACUACGCUCGCCGUAAGGACUGGCUCGAAGGACAGUUACAGGCCGAAGCUGAUAAGCUUUCUAACCAGGCUCGCUUCAUUCUCGAGAAGUGCGACAAGGGGCUGGUUGUCGAAAACAAGAAGAGGAAGGCUAUGGUUGAGGAACUCAUCAAGAGAGGUUAUGCGCCGGACCCGAUCGCGGAUUGGAAGAAACGCGCCUCCAAGAUGCAGGGGCUAGAAGUCGUCGAGGAGGAGCCCGAAUCCGAGGAGGAGGCCGAACCUGAGCCCGAGAAGGGCAAGCCUGUUGAUCCCGAGAAAGCAUUCCAAGCGCUGAAAGAGGUGAAGAAGUUCAACUACCUGCUGGGUAUGUCCAUGUGGAUGCUCACGAAGGAGAAGAAGGAUGAACUGCUCAAGCAAAGGGACCAGAAACUCAGCGAGCUCGAUACUCUCAAGAAAAAGACUCCAGCAAUGCUGUGGCGUGAGGACCUGGACGCCUUCCUCAUCAAGUUGGAAGAUGUUGAGGAGAAGGAGAGACAGGAAGAGAUCACCACCAACAAGAAGACUGCCAAAGCACUGAUGGAUAGAAUGAAGGCCAACAAGAAUAAGAGCCGCAAGUCCAUGUUGGACAUCGCUCCAUCAACGAACGGCCGCCGAGUGGAGCCCAAGAUCUCUGACGACCUCAUCAAGCGCAUACAGGCCGCAGAGAAGGCUAAGACUAGAAAGGAGACCAAGAAGGAAUACGACCCGGAUGACCCGGCCGGCGUGAGCCCGUCGAGCGGCGAGAAGAAGCCCAAGGCGGCGCGGGUCAAGAAGGAAAAAGCUGAGAAGCCCGAGAAGCCCGACAAGAACGGACUGAAGCAGAGCAAGCUCAACUUCAAGAAGGAGAAGAAGGCAAGUCCGAAGAAAAAGAUGAACUUCGACGGCAGCGAUAGCGAGGAGCUCUCUGGAUCCGACGCGGAGAUUUCUGCGGAACCCGUCGUGCCGAGAGAGAGAACCAACGCCCGCAGAGCUGCACUAAGGUUCGUUCAAAAGUACAAAGACUCUGAACACUCGUCAUCAGACUCCGAGCCAGAACUGCUUGAUAACAAGAUCGAGUCGGACACUGAAGCGCCAGCGAGAGCCAUGUCGCUCAGCGAUGAUGAUGACUUCAAUGUCAAGAAAACCACUAAAGCUAAGGCCAAGAAACCCGUCGAAAUGGAUUCAGACUGUCUAUUCGACUCACUAAUCGAAGAAUCCAAGAAAGACGAAUCCUUCAAGAACUCGCUCAACCACAAGUCGCCCUCGCCAGUAGCUCUGUCCAGCGACGAAGAGCCAGCAUCUCCGCCGCCCAAGAAGAAACCGGCGCCUAAAAAGAAGGAAAAAGCAGAGAAGGUGGAGAAGGAAUCUAAACCGAAGAAGCGGCCCGCCAAGGCGAUCAGUCUGGAUAGCGAUGAGGAUGAUAGCAUAUUUAAUAGUAAAAAGGACAAAAAGAAGCCAAACCCGAAGAAGAAGGCCAAGAAAUCCAGCAGCGGCUCCGAGUCCGACGCCUUCCGCGCCUCCCCGCCGCCCGCGCGCCCCGCCGCCCGCGCGCGCGCGCCCGCCAAGUCCAAGUACACGUUCAGCGACGGCUCCGACAGCGACGACUGAACCACUCACAAUUAUUGUAUGGAUCCAGUAUUUUGUACAUAAAGCGAGCACGGCAGCCCGAGCCCGUACCGUCUCGAAGAAGUAUCUCACAUGUCACCCCUAAUAUUAUUACAUUUUUAUUUUUCUACCCCCGACCUAUUAGGUUAACUCGUGGACGCACGAUUUUAUUCCCUGACGGAGUGACGAACUCUAAUACUAUAGCAAUUUUAUAGUAAAAUAAACCUUGAACUCCAAGAAUAAGGAGGCUAAAGUAAUUUUUAAAGUAGGUUUACAUUGGCAUACUUUGCCCGAAUGAUAUGGACUGUAUAUAUUUCUUUGGAAAUUAUUCUAAUUUUUCCUUUCUUAAUUGCUUUGUUAACUUACUUUCGAACUUAUCCCAGUAUAAGUCUUUCUUAUUAAUGUAUUGUGUGGAUUAAUCUCAAAUUAAGUGCUUACUUAUUAAAUUUUGAUAAGAGGGAUUUACUUUUAGUUGAAUCUGUGUCUUGAAUGCUCUCAUUCCAUUUAUUAUCUAAUUUUUAGAAUGAAAUAUUUUCAUUGUCAAUUAAUAUUACAAUUCUACACAAUGUUAUUUCUAUAAGGAUGAGUUUUACUUAUCGUUUAAUUAUAAUUCUGUUUGUGUUCUAAUCAAUGUUCAUUAUCUUGAUUAUAUUCUGUUUCGACAUUAAUUUCAUUGUUUGUUAAUUUCCAUUGACAUGUAAAUAAAAGAACAAUUUUAAGGUUUA